This is a messenger RNA of Fusarium odoratissimum NRRL 54006, 3788 nucleotides long. RefSeq lists its product as uncharacterized. The record is from RefSeq and is a predicted model, not a curated record. Lineage: Eukaryota; Fungi; Ascomycota; Sordariomycetes; Hypocreales; Nectriaceae. Gene Ontology annotation, molecular function: nucleic acid binding. The coding region runs from base 242 to 1219 and encodes 325 amino acids. Gene Ontology annotation, cellular component: cytoplasm. The transcript has 2 exons. Gene Ontology annotation, biological process: methylation.
GAUCUCUUGGUCGAGCUGCAUCCUCAACUCUGCAAAUCACUGAAUUUUCCAGAUAUUUUGUACUGUGAAGCACUCAACGCUCUUAAGGUUUAUCUGGUCGUGGAAUAACGCAGUAAAGCAAUUUCCUGAUCAAUGAAGUCAGGCAUUUGGUGUGACUUCCCCCACCACUUCAAGUCACAAAUCCUAGGGUAAACUGAACUUCCUCUUACACAACAAGAUUCACCAGAAACUGAAAAUUGAGAUGGAUUUUCUCAUCAAAUUUGCUCAGGCGCAUGAGACCUUUCGGGUCCCUGAGAUCGAGGCUUUGGCCUUGGUUGAAGGCCUGGAUAUGAAAAUAGUCGACUAUAGCCAAGACUCCCCAUUUUGUAUCGUGCACCUUGAUUCGGUUGAAUCGGCUAAGCGUCUGGCCAAGAGAUCCAUUCUCAUUCAAUCUAUCCAUGAGCUCUGGGGCAAAGGAAGCACACUGGAUGUACUUCAUGAAUCAGUCAAGACAAACACAUCUCAUGUCUGGGAUAGUUAUCUUGGAAAAUCAUUCAAGUUCGAUGUUGACCCAUACCAAGGAACUCGUUCAGCCAAAAAGAGGAUCGAACUCAUCAACUCUUUCCGAUUUCUGGGCUGGACUGGGCCUGUGAAAAUGACCAACCCUGACAACUUGUUUACCAUCUUCGAGAUGUGGCCUUAUAACAGCGUCCCCUUGAAUAUUCCGGACCCCACAAUGAUGUAUCUCGCACGACAUGUAGGGAACUCAUCGCGAGAACUCUUGGUCAAGUUCGACCUCAAGAAGCGAGGAUAUAUCUCAACGACGAGUAUGGACUCUGAGCUCGCUCUCGUCACUGCCAACCUUGCACUCGCCGCCCCUGGCAAGCUAUUCUAUGAUCCGUUCGUUGGAACUGGUUCCUUUCCCAUCGCCUGUGCCCAUUUCGGUGCCCUUGCAUUCGGAAGCGAUAUCGAUGGUCGAAGUAUCCGCGGCGAGGGUGGCAACAAGAGUUUGAAAGGCAACUUUGACCAGUAUGGCAUUGGGUCUUGCUUAGGAGACGUAUUCUCGGCCGACUUGACCAACACACCAAUUAGGAGGCAUCUUCGUACAUGGGAUGGAAUUGUUUGUGAUCCUCCAUAUGGCGUGAGAGAAGGGCUGAGGGUUCUUGGUCUCCGUGACCCUGAGAAGACCCCCUGGUUGAUAGAGCAGGGGAAGCAACAUGGAAUGCACGUAAUGUCCUAGCCGUUCGAUUUGCGCAUUCGCUGACUAUCGCAGGAAGCCAACUUAUGUGCCACCUAAGAAGCCUUAUAGCUUUCUGGUGAUGCUUGAUGAUAUCUUGACUUUUGCAGCUGAGACUCUGGUGGAUGAAGGGCGACUGUCAUUCUGGAUGCCAACAGCUAACGACGAAGACCAAGAGAUUCCCGUACCCAGCCAUCCUUACAUGGGAGUUGUGUCUGUCUGUACUCAGCCGUUCAACAAGUGUGAGUUGCCGCUGAAGCCUUGUUGCUAAUCCUGCACCUACUGAUAUUUCGCAGGGUCAAGGAGACUCAUCACCUACCGUCGGCUCCCCGACUCACAGGUCUCGCAAGAGGCCCUCGAGGCUUACACAAAUCGACAGAAGCUCACAUUGGACGGAACAUCGGCAGACGAACUCAACCCGUUUCGACGUGGAUAUUUCAAAAAGUUCGAGGCCGAAGAAUAAAACCUCGCUUACAGGAAAGACUUCGCUUUGCUCCCAUCAAAGACUUCCUAUGCUCCGCAUUCAUGUGAUAAACUGCCCAUAAAACCCAAAUCCUGAUUACCCACAAAAGCAACAUACGUAGGCACGUCAAGAUGUCAUGAUAGCGGGCCCUAACCCUUCCCGUAUUCCCAUCUAUAUGUUGUUAUAACAGUGCUGGAUAUCCCAAACCGGUCCUGCAACAAAACCAAGGCGAUGACUGGCGAUGUGCUUGUAGCGGCGCCGCGCUCCAAGCUUGUAGUAUGCUUUGUACUGAGGUAGCCGUAAGUUUAACGAAAUUCGGUAGCGGCAAAGCAUCCCUGGUCGGGGACAUGCUUCAGCUCCAAUUGCUGGAACCUGUUACCGAUUAGUAUGCAGGAAUUGACGCGUGAUUGAUAUUGGUAUGGGGAACAAACUUUUCGCUUUUAGAGUGGAAGUAAAUACCGCUUACUUCACCCUUGACCUGGUUGAAGCAAAUGUAGUAGAACCCCUCGAAGCUGGCACCCGUUAUCGUGCGAACUCGAUGGUCUGGAACUAAAAAGUGCUCUUUCCAGCGCAUAAAGAUGGUUUCUCGUUGGGCAGCAUCUCGGAUAGUGACAGGCCCCUUGCGAGCUUGUUUUUGGAAAGGACGGAAAGCUGUGAACUUGGCCCAAUGACUCAAGUCAACCUUGCUAUUUGCGCCCCAGUUCUCGUGUUGUGUGUAGAAACUGUACUUGGAACCAAUGAUUUCGCCCUCAAAAUAUGUUGUGAGGGUGGGAUGGUCCUCAGUUAGACCUUGAAAGCAGAGUCAGUGUCAUUGUCGAUCUUGAUUACACUCUGACCACCAACCUUGGAUACGCAGAUAGCCACAGAGAAAAGACUCUCGCAUGUCAACAUGCUUAAUUUCGACCUGCACAUCGUAGACCUGCCUCUCUGACUGUUGCGUGCCAUGGAAUUUGCUGCCCGGACGUAGGUAAGAUGAAGGAGCCGAAGGGAUAGUCUUUCGAUUAUCAGAUCAAUGCGUAUACAGUGCGAUCGACGUUUUAACUCACCCUCAUACAUGAAAAGUCAGAGCCCAUGGAUGGAGACCAAAGCUCAUCCUCUUGCGCAUCGAUAUCAACCCAAUCUGACUCUCCAUUCGGCGACCCUCUCCGUCUGGAUGAUUCUCGAGGGAUUGAUUCGGUUUCAGAUGCUCGUUGCGUGCUAUUUGAAGGCUCUCGACUCAACUGACUGCCGAUCUCGGCCUCUCUUCCCUUUAUUUCAGACCCUGGGCCGCUAGGCAUUGGAGUCGUGGCAGCCGUAGUAGCGGUUUGAGGACGAGGAGACAUGGUGGAAGAUCUUGAGGACGGUUCAUCGGAUGGACGUCCAUCGUACAUGGUGGCAUCGUCGCUUGGGCCUUCGGGCGCAGCCGGCGCGUCGACGGCAAGGGGCGAGCCGACAUCGACAGAAAGAUUGGAGUCGGGUAGAUCAGCAUCGUGGACUUGAUCAUCGUCGCGUGACUGCCGGUUAGGACGUGGCUGAUGUUGAACAUCGUCAGGACAUGUCGAGAAACUGUAAGACCGAGGCGAAGCGGCUUCGACCGGCGGAUUUGAUGAUGGUGUUGGCAUUGUUGUGACGUGUGAUGGGAGAUGAUGCAAUUAAACAGCGAAAAUGUUGACGCGGGAUAGACAGAAGUUCAUGAAGAGGACAAGAAGAGUCGUGGGUAUCAAAUCGACCAGUAGAUCAUGUAUGUAUGUUGCGAGGAUUUGACUGACGUCGAGCGCUGUUGGAGGCCAGAGGGGAGAACAAGCAAGUUAGUGCUAAUCACCAAAACGGGUGGCGAUCUCGGGGACUAGCGACUUUGGUAGAGUUGAACAGGGCGCCUGAAAGCCCUUUAGAAAGCAAACAACGUGCCCAUCACAAAAGUUGGGGGAGAGAGUGGUGUAAUAAUACAGGUGAGGUGGAAGCAGGUUAAAGCAUGCCAGAUCGCAUAUGGAUAUGGGUCGAUGUGAUGGAUGGCAAGAAAAGGGUCAAAGUCGGUCGGUGAUGCUGCUGGGUUGUCUUCCAUUUUCAUAUCGACGGACGAGGGGCUUGAUUUGCUGCCAUCCGGGGUUUCUGCACCUAGCGGAUUUGUAG